AAAAGAGGGCGGCUGAACUCUCAGGAGAACCGACCGAGCCGAGGAAGAAAGCAAAGACCUCGGCGAAGACCUCGACGACCACAACCGUUGAGGCGCGCGCUUCUCGCCCCGUGCGCCCUGAGGCUGGUCGGGGAGAGGGCGUGGGCUCUGGCGGAGCCACGAUGGCACCUCCGUGUCCGGUGCCGAUUUCGCAAGUCCCUGGUCGGCGGGAAGCUCCAAAUUCCGACCAGGGAGGGAGGACCUCAGCAGAUCUGGCGCUCGCACGCCCCACCUCUACCACGCAGCGGUCCGGUCAGCCGUCUACUCGACCCCAAUUCCCCAGCUCUGAGCCGGGGAAUAGCCAAGAAGCAACGGGGUCGGCCGCACCCAGGCCAGCUGAGGCCGGUCUGGCGGGUCCUUCGGGUCCUCAGGAGCGGGUGCCUUACGCUCCUGGAUGGGCUGUUUUCGAGGGCGACUCGGCCCUCGAUAAUGUACAAGUGGCGCGCGAAGUUCUUCGGGUCGCGCUGCUCCCGGCCGACCAGGCCAAAAUUCGGUCCAUGAACUACGGCGAGUUCAUGGACUCCGCUAUUUGCUCUUCCAUCCGACGCCUCCACGAGACCGAGACGAUGAUUCACAUCAUCCAGGACUAUCGGGACCGGGCCCGAAGGCAUCAAAGGGGGCGCGAGGAGGCCGAAACAAAGUUCCUCGCGUCUGAGGCCGAGCAGAAAGUGCUUCAAGCGAAGCUAGGGGCGGCCGAAGACAAGGUUCGGACUCUGGUCGCCGAACUUGAAGAGGAGAAGGGCGCGCACUCUUUGACUAGGUCCGAAGUGCGCGCCGCGGAGGCCCGCCGGACGGAGGCCGAAUCGUCGCUCGCUAUACGCGAGCAGGAGGUGGGGGAGGCUCGAAUAAAGGGCUUCAAGGACUUCCGCAAUCAGUUGCGGCGGCUUCUCCCAGAUUUCGACCUUAGCCUGCUUCAACCAGGCGCUGGGGUCGAAAACCCAGAAGCGGAGGCGGAGGUAGAGGUUCCAACCUCUGGCGGGACUGACCAGGAGGGUCAAGCUGAAGAAGGCGAGAUCGUUCUCGAGGUCACCGAGGCAGCUCCUAAAGCCAUCGUGGGGGCCUCGGCCGCAGAAGAGCCAGCUGUUCCUGAAGUCGCCGGGCCUGAGCCCUUUGUGUAG
Messenger RNA from Phoenix dactylifera (date palm), 1157 nucleotides. NCBI's taxonomy places the organism in Eukaryota, Viridiplantae, Streptophyta, Magnoliopsida, Arecales, Arecaceae. The record is from RefSeq and is a predicted model, not a curated record.